AAGCAGUACAAAGGUUAAAAGAUAACCGCAGCGCUCUGUAUUUGAAAACAAGAGUGAGCGAUUGAUAUGAAACUAACUGCUAAAUGAUCAGUUUUGCCCAUUAUUGUCGAUGAUUCUACAAUAACUAAAAUACCAUGCCACUGGAUAAAGGAAAGCUCAGAUGUCUUGUCAAUUGGAUAAAUUCUAUUGGUGUUGGCGAUUGCAUUGAGUCCCUACAGCAACUCAACGAUGGAAUGCAUUUUAUUGCAAUUCUGAAAAUAAUAAAUGGUGAUAAUGGAACCUCGUACUGUGACAUGCCUACCCAAAGGUUUCGAUUGGUUAACACAUUCCUAGAAGGUCACUACAACAUCAACAAUCUUAGUGCCGUCCUGAAGCUUGACCGCAUAUGCAAAGGAGACAUACUGGAACUGGCAAAGGUCACAUCUCUGUUGCUCUGUGCUGCUGUUCAGUGUCCUAGCAACGAAAACUUUGUUGAGCCAAUCACAAAGCUUGAUCAGGGGUCUCAGAUGGACUUGAUGGAGAUAAUUCAACAUGUCAUACAAGCUGAAGAAAACAUGAGUCUUAGGCAUGAUUUUGCUGAUAUUCUUUACAAGAAAGUAUCUAUGAGAAAAUCCUCUACAAACAACCCUAUACAUAUAAAUGGAAUAUUCGGAGGCGAGUCGAUGUCAUCAGAUGACAGUACAACAAUGGCUGAUGCCGCCAGUCCAACAUUACCCAUGUUCAUACCAGAAUCACCGUUUAUUCGUCAAUGUCUAAACCAGUCGCCAAUGAUGUCCCCUAUACGCAAGUUUAUGCGCUCUCCCCAGAUGGCCCAAAAGAUAUCACUCAGAAAAUUUCAAGAUCGAGCUAAAAAAUUAGAGCUUCGAAUUGGCGAAGAAAUUGCAUUGCGACAAGAUCGAGAAGCUGAGCUCAAAGAAAAGUGUGCCGUUAUUAAUUCACAAGAAUUAAAAAUCCGAGAACUGUUGGCUGACAAGAGUAGCCACCGGCAUCUCCAGGAUGAAGCAGAUGAACACCAGGCAACCAAGGUGGAGCUAGAGAAAGUGCAACGAGAGGUUAUUAGACUGCGAAAGAAGACAGCCAUUACUGGAGAAUCCAGGACAAUGGUGGCACAUCUUGAGAAACAGGUGGAGAACUUGAUGGCUGAGAAGGAUGAGCUCCAGACAGUAGUGAAGAACUAUGAUUUUAUAAGAUCAGAGCAUGAGCGACUGAAGGUGUCGUUGCACAAAGCAGAUUUUACCAAUGAGGGACUGCAGAAUACCGUGACCCAACUCAGGCAAGAGAUGGAGCUGCUGGUGAAUUCCAAAGAGGAAAUAUCUAACACAGCUCUGCAGAAACAGCAGAUUCUACUGGAGAAAAUAGCAGAGCUUGAAGGCGAGCUAGCAGAAAAGAAUUCAUUGAACAAGAGCCUGGGAGAGUCGAUGGGAAUGCUAACAGACAGACGUGUCCUGGACUUGGAAGAUGAACUGGAAAACACCAAGAAGACCUUUGAUGCUAAUUAUAUGGAAGUAAAAACUCAACUGAACCAAGCCCAGAGCCACAUAUCAGGAUUGGAAACAAAAAUUGAACAUAGCCAACAGCAGUGUAAUACACUUAGCACCAGCCUGAAAGAAUCUCAGCAGAGAUGUAAUGGCCUUCAGCAAACUGUCCACACUGUUCAAGAGCAGGCCAUUUUGCUGCAGACUGAAAAAGACUACUUAAGAACAGAACUGACAGCAGUGAGGUCGGAAAAGGAGGAAGCUUCAAGCUGUCUGUCCAGGGUUAGAGAGCAACUUGAACUUAACAGACAACAGUGUACCUCCCUUAGCACCGAUCUGAAAGAAUCCCAGCAGAGAUGUGAAAGUCUACAGAAUACAAUCCUUACUGUGAACCAACAGGCUGUUCUGCUGCAGACUAAGAAUGAACACCUACAAAAGGAGCUGACUUCAGUGAGGUCAAUGAAGGAGGAAGCUUUAACAAGUCUUUCAAAGAUUACAGAGCAACUUGACCUUAGCAAGCAGCAGUGCUCCUCCCUCAGCACCAACCUGAAAGGAUCCCAGCAGAGAUGUGAAAGUCUACAGAAUACAGUCUUCACUGUUAACCAGCAGGCUGUUUUGCUGCAGACUAAGAAUGACCAACUACAAAAAGAGUUGUCUGCAGUGACAUCAGAGAAAAAGGAAGCUUUAACAAUUCUAGCUAGCGUUAGAGAGCAGCUUGAAGAGGAGAAGUCUGUUAAAGAAAAGAAGAUAUCAGAUAGAAUCUUAGAAUACAAUAAUUUGCAAACAAAAUUUGAAAAUUCUGAAAGUCUUUUACUUCAACAGAUUAAAGUAGCUACAGAUGAAAAAGAAAAGUUAAGGACAGAGUUGGAGAAAGUACAGACAGAGAAACAAGCAAUUAUUGCUGAGAUGGAGAACCAGGUUAGGGGUUUAAGGGAAGAGCUGUCACAUCAGGGGACGGUUGUGGAGAAGUUGGAACUAGCUAAGAGUCAGUCAGAUAAAAUGGAACUGGAGCAUCAACAGAUGAUGAAAGAGGUCAUGAAUCAGCUUCAAAUGAAAAAUGAGACAAUUGUGAAUCUUGAAUCUCAGAUGGAUGUUAAAGUGAGUGAGAUGCAAAGGAACCUUGCUAACAAAGAUUCUAAGAUAGAGAAACUCAAAGCAGAUUUGGAUGCAGUGAUUACCAGUCUUCAAGCUGAUCUGAGGCAAAAGGAAGUAACUCUUGGUAAAGUUAAUGAGGAAUUUAAUUACAUGUCAGAAAAAGUAAAUGCUGAGCAGGAAAAAAACACUGGUCUUGUGGAGGAAAUAUCAAUACUGUCCACGGAGCUUGAAAAUAUCAAGGAAUCUAAUGGCAGAAAGAUCAAUGAGCUGACUGAGAAACUGAAUGAGGUAACAGCUAAUCUUCAACACGCCAGCUGCAGUAACAAUGCUCUACAGGAACAAUUUGAUCUCGCCAAUUCUAAACAUCAGUCAGAAAUGAAUAGGCAGAAUGCCCAAUUCCUUGAAAUGAAAGUUAUAUUAGAAACAGAAGUUACCGAAGAGAGGAACCUCACCAAAAAUCUGAAGGAAGAACUUAACAGAAAAACCAGUGAAUGGGAACAGAGGGAAGCAGGGUUGAUAAAGGACAUUAAGGAAGGAACUAUCCUAUUGUCAGGAGAACAGCGUAAAUGUCAAAAUCUAAAAGAGGAGUUAGAGACUCUAUGUGAAGAGUCUAACAAAAAUGCUGAAAAGAACCAUUGUUCAAUGCAGAAGCGAGAGGAUGAACUCAAACAGAAGAAUGCCGAGCUUAAAAACAAGAUGAAUGAGCUUGAAAUGCAGUAUGAACAGAAUCUAAGUGCCAUGGAAUUCUCUAGCAAGGAAAUGCGAAGGAAGUGGGAAGAACUCCGGAAGAAUUCUGAGGAACGUCAUGAGAAGGAGAUUGUUGAAUUACAGGAGAGGUACAACAGGGAGAUCGAGACAACAAAGAGGGGAGAAGCAGUAAAGGCAGACCUUCUCAAACAAGAGCUUGAAGCAGCAAAGCUGGAACUGACACAAACUAAGAAGCAGUGCAAGAGAGAGUUGGAUUCUCUGAAGGAAAAGAAGAAAGUUCUGGAGAUCACUGCCAAUGAACAGCUUGCAGCAAAACACAAGGAGAUGGAAAAGGAACUCCACAGUUACAAGAAGCGUAUGGAGAAAGAGGCCCAGCAGUACAAAGCAAAAGCUGAGAAGCUGCAGAAGGAUUUGACCAAGACCUGCACUGACGCUAACGCUUACAAGAGUGAUCUGGAAAGACAAGCUAAUGAGAAGCUGCAAGAGAUGAAGAAAGAGUUGGAGAAGGAAAAAGGAAACUUUUCAGAGAAGAUCUUCUCAUUGGAGAAUGAAAAUCACGUUAUGAAGUGCAAUUUGGAAAAGCUUCAUGCAAAAGCGCUCACUGACAACACAGAGCUCAUGGAAGAACGUUCUGCGAAAGAACAUUUGGCGCAACGUGUACGCUCCCUCCAAACACAGCUUGACUUUGCUGACCGUCAACUCAGAGAAAAGUCAAACUCGGUGAGCAGUACAAAAAGUGAUGUGCUUGAUGAAAGUGCCGCUAGUCACUCAAUGGAUAGCCUUGAUGGAAGUCUAGGCCUAAGCAUGGAGGAUCUUAGGCCUAGCUCAAGGGCAAGUCUGGCCUCCCUGGACUCUAAUGCUUCUGGAGUAAGCACAAGAUCCCGGUCUAAAAGCCGUACUACUAUCAUUAUCAACAUGUCUAAAACAUCUACUAGUCUUAACACGACCCAAGAACCUAACCCUGCUUCAACCUCCAUUGUUAGCAAAGACCAGUCUCACCUCAGCAUUGCUAACCCAAAUGCAAGCAAGUACAGCUUUACUAGAAGUCAGCUGAGCCUAGCUAGCAGCCUAGGCCCUGAUUAUCCGGAUAGUCUGAGUAGAACCUUAGACGAGCUAAGUGCCAGCCAGAAUUUAUUACAAUCUAAAAAAUUUGAUUCACCGAAGUACAGGGCAACAACUGGUAAAGGUCGUUUAGGGUUUUUCAUAACAAAUUCCCAUCAGAAUGAGGAACCGGACGACUUUGAUUGGGACCGCAUUUCAGAAUUAAAACGUAGAAACACACUCUGCCUUCCGCAUCUACAAACAUCGUAUCCGGCAGAGACACAGGCGUGUGAAAAAGCAGAUAUUAACCUGAAGACCACGGCAGUCCUUGAAGGGGCAGCUGGUGUGCCAACUUAUCAAUUAAGACAGACCCGUAAACGGAAGAGUGACGGGUUGGAUGACCUGCAAAGGUCGUCAAAGCUUCGGCCGCCGACAUCCACCACAUUUACAGUGCCAAAUGCCAUGCCGCCAAAACCAAAGAAGGUCGGACCUAGUCGCAGACCUCUCCAAACAAUAUCAGUAAAUGAGGAGAAGCCAAAAGAACCAGAAGUUCUGAAAAAAGAACUAGAGGUAGUAAAUACACGACGGGAGAGCACUGCGUUUAGCAUCGGUUUCUCGCCAAAGCCACAAUUCAAGAGGCGUUCAACGCGGAUGUCUUUUGGUAAAGGAUUUCUGAAGUCCAACAAACCAUCUGAAAAUAAAAACAAGCCUAAACCAGAUGAGGGUAAAGGAACCCCUGUAAUGAAAACACCAAAGAAUGGAAACAGUCGACGGAGAACAAUUGGAAACAUGUUGAAGUGGAAAGAGUGAAGGAUUACGUCAACCCUUUUCCAAUCAACCUGUCAGGGAUAAUGCGGAUCAAAAGAAGCUUCAAAUAAAAAUUGGCAAUAUAUUCUACCUAAACUGAGUUAAUACAAAUUUUGUAUUAUUAUUAUUUUGUACAGAUUUUGUGUUAUUCAAUGGGUUGGGCCAUGCAUGUGGUGUUGUCCCACAAGCACUCAUGAGCUUUGGCUGGACUGUCAAUCAAAAUUAAAUGACCAACAGCUUUUGUGGUAUUCAAUGGGUUGGGCCAUGCAUGUGGGAUUGUCCCACAAGCACUCAAGAGCCUUGGCACUGAAGGUCACCCCCUCCCCAAUAAUGGACCUUUCCAUUAAGCCCAGCCCCUUGGAUAUUGUUACCAAAUUCCCACAAAUCGACUGUUAAAAAUUAUACUAACACGUGCAUUUAUGGGACAACAUGUGUGUAUUCCUGGGCCUGUUUCAAUUGACACUUUGGAAAGGUCUAUUAUCUGUUGGGUUAUGUCCCCUGUGGUUGAUUGUUUUAAUUACCUUGAAUGCAUUGUUAUUGAUUCUGUAAAUAAGAAAUAUACUUUAAAGCUAUCAUAGUAUGUAAUUCUUUAAUCUGGGGUUUUGUAACAUUUGUAUAUACAGUAUACCUAUAAUUAUGAGUACUCUAGUGGUUAUCUUUAAAAUGUUAACAAAUCAAGCAUCUACUUAAACAAUUUUUGCUUAAAUUUAGUAGAUAACUCUAAGGCUGUAUCUCAACAAGCUAUUAUGUAUGCCUAGUGCUACACAGCGCCAUACAUUAUGUAAGUUGAAAAUAUGUCAAAACCUCUAUUGUAAUUUCAUAUUCUAUUUACUGCCAAUUUACAAAGUUUUACUAUAAUAAUACGUAGUUAUUUUGAAUACAUGUUUUUAUACUUACUUUAGUCUUCUUGAAAUGCUAUCAGAUUUUGAUCAACAUUGUAUGAUUCCUUGACAUGUGAUUUCUCAUGUGGGAACAACAGAAAUAUGAUUGAAUAAGGGCUUUUCUUGAGUAAGGAUGUUAGUCUUGGAACAUAUUACAGAUAAUAUAUACCGUAUUGAAUACGUAGUGGCACUUAAUUGGGAGAAUCCUAACAACCUCUAUUCUCAGAAAUAAUACAAACUUUGUAACAAUGUAAAACUCCGCUAUUAGGGUAUUGAACAAGUCACUACAGUAGUUUGAAUUUUCGUAUUUUAUGUUUGUUAGGGAACCAGACCCAAUUUCAUUGUAUGUGUAUUGUACAUGUAUAUAUGACAAAAUAAAUCUAAUGAGUAUUGACAUGCAUGGUUCCAUUUUAAGAAUCAUUGUCAUACAUGCAAUACAUGCAGCACUAAAAGUUGUCUUUAUGUGGUAGGGGGAGAGGGGAGCAGUGGGGGACUUGAUGAUUAUGUGAGUGGCUGAUAGCUUGCAAACUAAGUUGAUAUGAGGUGAUUUUUAUCUAAUUGAGCACAAUUUUUGUUGCUUUGAACUUUUUCAUUGGGUAGGCACGACUAGGAAGAUGUGCCCCUGCGCACUUCCCUAGAUUCGCCACUGUGAUAACGGUAUUAAAUAGUGUAGUAACGAUUGGAUCAGGUGGAAUUACUGUAGUUUGCUAUAUUAAGUUACUGUACAGUAUUAAUGCUUGGCAUAUUUAUUAUGGUUGUAAAUUACAUUUUGGGAGGGUUUUUUUUUCAAAUUACAGGAGCAAUAUACUGUAUUCAUUCUCAUCAUUUAUAGAACAUAUAUUUACAGUAGUCAGGUACUGUAAUAUGAAAGAAAAUACAGUAUAACAUUGAUAUUUGCACAAAAUAAUAACUACAACAAUAGUGAUAAUGUUUCAGGUAACCAAAAUAUAAUAUAAGGUUGAUGUGUUAGUAGCAGGAGACAGUAAUGUAAAUAAACAUAGAUAUUAGAAAAA
Molecule: messenger RNA, 7020 nt
Organism: Anneissia japonica
Lineage: Eukaryota; Metazoa; Echinodermata; Crinoidea; Comatulida; Comatulidae
Product: nuclear mitotic apparatus protein 1-like
Exons: 22
Coding region: 135-5129 (1664 amino acids)
Source: RefSeq, a predicted model, not a curated record